CUGUUAUAUCGGUAUAAGGCGUUGUUCUAUAUUUGAUUAAUAGUAAGGGUUAUUAAUGAACGGUUGUGUUAAUAACUACCCUCGAUGAAUUGGAGAUACUCCUCGAUUGAGUAGUCGAGAGGGGAUAAGUUAUAGAUAUAACAAGGAUCGACUAAAAUAUAUCAACAAGUGGAAAGUAGCAAAGUCAAGUCCCUUUUAUUCUUGUAUUAAACAAAUAUAGGUUGUUCAUCUUAGUUUUUAAUUAAAUUAAAUCACUCAAACCAAAACCCCCUUUUUUAUUCAUUAAGUUCAUAGAAAGAGAAUUAUACCUUUCCCUGUGGAUACGAACUCUACUACACUAUACUACAUAUAAGUGUUUAGUAUUGAAUUUAUUUUGACGCACCUUGACAAAAGUGCUCGUCAAAUUUGGCGCCGUUGCCGGGGAAAGGCAAUUAAUUUUUCUUUUUAUUUUAUUUCAAAGAAAAAUCAAAAAAAAAAUAAUAUAUAAAGUUUUCUAUUUUUGCUGAGCUUUGUUUGAGUAUAUGGUAAAAACCCGAUCCAUAAACCAACUCACCUACCAAACAAACCCCGAAAUAGAAAAAGCUCUCGAACGGUUAAAGAAUAAAUUCUCAAAUACCGACUCGGGGGAAUCCUCAAGUGCUAGUUCUCAAUCUAGCGAGUCCGAGGAGUCAAUAUCAAUGGCUCUUGAAACAAGAACGCUAAGGGAGCUCACAGCCCCCAAUCUAAAUCACAAACCCUUAUGUAUCACCUUAACAACUCUUGAUGCGGGUGCUACAUUUGAGUUGAAAUCCGGACUCAUACAUCUACUUCCAUCUUUCCACGGGCUAAGAGGAGAGGAUCCGAAUAAACAUCUUUCGGAAUUCCACAUCGUUUGCACAAGCAUGUGCCCGAACGGUGUUACUGAGGAGCAAAUUAAGUUGAGGGCUUUCUCAUUCUCCCUCAAAGACACCGCCAAAGAUUGGCUAUUCUAUCUUCCCUCGGGAAGCAUAGACACUUGGGCGGCCAUGAAGAAGAGCUUCCUCGAAAGGUUGGAGCAUAAUAAUAAAAGAAUAACCACAUUUAAUCAUGGAAGGGGGUGCAACAAUCGCGGAAGGGGGCGCAACAAUCGCGGCGGGCGUGGAGGCUGAGGUACGGCCCAUGGAGGAUCUUCCAAGGUGUGGAAGAGAGAUACAAGCAACGGGACCAGUGGUCAAACCAACAAGGCCCAUAAUGCACCAUCAAAACCUCCAGUCAAACGAGAUCGAGGUGAGGAAGAACCAUGCUACAGAUGCGGAGUUUCAGGUCAUUAGUAUAAGAAUUGUCAAGCCAAUAAUAGAGUUGUUGCUGCCUACAAGAAAUACCGAGAAUCAAAGGAACAUGAAUCUCAGUUUGUGAUAGAUGAAGGAAAUGAGGUUGAUGUUAACCUCACAGUGGCGGAUUUUGUUUUCAAAAAUAACACCACCCAUUCAGUCGAUACACCGAACUUUGAUUAAUUUUUCCCCUAUCCCACUAGACAUUUAAACAAACUUUAUGUUUGUUCCCAUUCCUUUACAUUUCCUGCUUAUGGACAUUACAUGCUUAUUGUUAUUUUAAUAAUUGGAUUCAAUUUUUUAAAUCCAAAUAUAUACCAACAAUUAUCUAAUGCAUGUUUACACAGG
This is a messenger RNA of Cuscuta europaea, 1637 nucleotides long. The record is from the annotation of a GenBank genome assembly. NCBI's taxonomy places the organism in Eukaryota, Viridiplantae, Streptophyta, Magnoliopsida, Solanales, Convolvulaceae.